AUGCAGUGGUUGAUGAGGUUCUGGGUCCUUUGGGGUCCCUUCAAAUCCUACCAUGUCUUCCACCCUGCUCCUCGCUCCUUGUGCUACCAAUCUUUAUCAGCAACUCGAGCCCUGAGGUGGAAUGACUAUGAUACACCAGAGGAAUUUAAUUUUGCAAGAGAUGUACUAGACUACUGGACUCAAACGGAAAAGGAGGGCAAACUAGGCCCAAACCCAGCCCUGUGGUGGGUGAAUGACAAAGGAGAAGAAGUGAAGUGGAGUUUCAGAGAGGUGACAGACUUAACCUGUCGUGUAGAUGCCUUCCCACAGACCUGUAACCCGCAGCAGGGAGAACGGCCAGCCUUGAUUCUGCGAGUGCCUGAGUGGUGGCCGGUGGCCCUGGGCUGCAUCCGAACAGGGAUUAUCUUCUUGCCAAGGACAGUCCAGAUGAAGGCCAAUGACAUUCUCUAUCGACUAACCAUGUCUGAUGCCAAGGGUGGACUUGCCCCAGAAGUGGACUCUGUGGCUUCCAAGCGUCCCGUGCUGAAGAUCAAGCUCCUGGUCUCUAAUCACAGCUGUAAAGGGUGGCUGGACUUACGGCCCCUGAUUAAAUCAGCAUCCCCAGAUCACACCUGUAUUAAGUCAAAGACCACGGCCCCAGUGAUAAUCUUCUUUACCAGUGGGACCACACGCCUCCCCAAGAUGGUGAAACACAGCCAUGGGCUUGCCUUACGAUCCGCCUUGCCCGCAUGCAGGAAAUUCCUGCAGCUGAAGACACAUGAUGUCUCCUGGUGCCUAUCAGAUCCAGGCUGGAUUCUGUUUACCUUUGGGUCCUCGUUGGAACCAUGGACGGCAGGGGCUACAAUCUUUAUCCAUCAUCUGUCCCAGUUUGACCCUAAGGUCAUUGUACAGACAUUCUUCAAAUACCCCAUCACUCACUACUUUUCUGCGACCUCUGUAUACUCUGUUGACACCUUGUCUCCCCCUAGCCUCAGGUUCCCCACCCUGGAGCACUGCUGUUCUGGUGGGGAGCCCCUGCUGCCUGAGGAGCAAGAGAAGUGGAGACAAGAGACAGGACUUCUGAUCCAUGAGGCCUACAGACAGUCAGAAACGGGACUAAGUUGUGGCACUCUCCGGGGAAUGAAGCUUAAGCCCGGUUCCAUGGGGGAAAACAUCCCACCCUUUGACAUCCAGAUCAUCGAUGACAAGGGCAACAUCCAGCCACCCAACACCGAAGGCAACAUUGGCAUCAGGAUCAAGCCCACCAAGCCCAUUGGCCUGUUCAUGUGCCAUGAGAAUGACCCAGUGAAGACAGCUGAAACAGAGUGUGGGGACUUUUACAACACUGGGGACAGAGCAACUAUUGAUAAAGAGGGCUACAUCUGGUUCUUAGGGAGGACUGAUGACAUCAUCAAUACCUCUGGGUACCACAUAGGGCCAUCAGAGGUGGAAAACGCCCUGGCCGAACAUCCAGCAGUGGACUCGUCAGCUGUGGUGAGCAGCCCAGACCCGAUUCGAGGAGAGGUGCAAGGGAGAGGGAGCUCAUCCGAGGAGGCACCUCUCUGCUCCGCGGGUGUCGACAAGGGCACCCUCUGUGACUGGAGCGAAGACCUCUGGCCCUACCCCCUCUCUGGGUUCCGCUGGUUUGGGGACAACCUCCGGACGCUGCGGCACCGAGUCUAA
Pteronotus mesoamericanus is the source of this 1662-nucleotide messenger RNA. Its product is annotated as acyl-coenzyme A synthetase ACSM1, mitochondrial-like. Lineage: Eukaryota; Metazoa; Chordata; Mammalia; Chiroptera; Mormoopidae. Gene Ontology annotation, cellular component: mitochondrial matrix. Gene Ontology annotation, molecular function: fatty acid ligase activity; fatty-acyl-CoA synthase activity. Gene Ontology annotation, biological process: fatty acid biosynthetic process; acyl-CoA metabolic process. The record is from RefSeq and is a predicted model, not a curated record.